AGACAAAGCAGAAGCCCAACCCAACCCAAUGCGCUCAGUACAUACAAGUGCUACAGUUGGUUAUCGCUGUCGAGACCUCGUACGUAACCAUGGCAUUCCUCGCACGCCGAACGUGGUCAAAGAACUCGAUGGCCGGUCAGUUGGAUCGGCUGCGUGAUGCCGUGAUAAAACUCGAAUCGACAAUGCGUUCGCCAACAUACGAAAGCGUUGAAGAACGCGUUGAUCAGAGGAUGAUAUCAUCUCUGCUACUCUACAUCGAUCUCAGACGUGCCAUUGUGCAUAUGCUGUACGCGUUGCUAGUCAGGCAGGCGUCUCUAAGCUUAGGCUUGUGUGAGCAGUUGCUAGGCAACAUGGACCUGGUAACGGAAGCGGAGCAUGCCGAGGCAGAGUUAGACCCGAUAUUCAUUCUGGCCGACGCACGAGGCGACAUUGGGUUGCUCAGCGCACUACUCCGGGCCUACAUACACAUCGAGCUGUAUCGACUACCGGAGUCCACUAUAGUUCUUAACGAAGCAGCCAAAUACGACCUCCAUCCCUCUCAGAGUAACCUGCACGGGUGGUUCAACACGUUAAGGGAAGCGUUAGUGGCCAAGUACACGCUGUACUUCUGCCGCCACCUCACGCAUGCGCUGUAUGACUCAUCCUUCCGCGCUAUAAGAGCCAGGAGGCGAAGAGACUAUCUAGCUCUCGUCCACAAGCUAAUCAAGAAGACAGACUGCCUCAACUUCUCACUCAUCUACGUGACUCACGCCACCCCCCACGCCAUAGUGACUACCGGGUUCUCUCUAUCUCCCCUAACCACCCCUCCCACCGGCAUGGCGGCCUACCCCAUAGUCUUCUCGUACCCGCAGAUGAUGCCGCUCAAAUACCGAACUAACGCCAUCAUCACCCUCAUGGAGCGCUUCCCGCGUCUCACGGCGUAUCGUGGCCAGGGUGUGAUGGGAUCGGCCAGCCAGGUCAACACCGGUAUACUGCCUGGCACCAAUGUGUCCAGUACUGGAGGCUCGGGUGUGGUGAGUGCUCUGGGGAACGCUCCCUCGGCUAUGGACUGGCGCAGAAGUAAUAGCGUGACGGCUGGGAUUAACUCACCCCGGUCCCGUACCCAGGCCACAGCACCUCACACCACCGGCACGGGCAAGGACAAAGCGACCCUGGAGCAGCAAAUGGGGACUAAGGCUCUGGGGGGGGUGGCUGGGAAGGACUCGUUUGCGCCGGUGGAGUUCUUUCGGGAUGAUACUAAUGUGUGUUCGUCGUAUUACUUCUGUAUGGCGGGUGAUAAUGUGGUGAUGAUGCUGAUCUCGGGGACGGGCCGAAGCUCGGAAGACACGGCCGUUACGGAGCAGCUGAGGUCGUUUAGUGGGAUGCUGCACUAUAAGGAUAUUGUAUAGGAGUGUUUGAUACCCAUUGAAUAAAGA
This is a messenger RNA of Sphaeroforma arctica JP610, 1415 nucleotides long. RefSeq lists its product as hypothetical. Gene Ontology annotation, cellular component: KICSTOR complex. Lineage: Eukaryota; Ichthyosporea; Ichthyophonida. Gene Ontology annotation, biological process: negative regulation of TORC1 signaling; cellular response to glucose starvation; cellular response to amino acid starvation. The coding region runs from base 90 to 1388 and encodes 432 amino acids. The transcript is spliced from 5 exons. The record is from RefSeq and is a predicted model, not a curated record.